This is a messenger RNA of Chaetomium strumarium, 2514 nucleotides long. Its product is annotated as P-loop containing nucleoside triphosphate hydrolase protein. Lineage: Eukaryota; Fungi; Ascomycota; Sordariomycetes; Sordariales; Chaetomiaceae. The transcript has 4 exons. Gene Ontology annotation, molecular function: translation elongation factor activity; GTP binding; ribosome binding. The record is from RefSeq and is a predicted model, not a curated record. Bases 1 to 2514 code for a protein of 837 amino acids. Gene Ontology annotation, biological process: translational elongation. Gene Ontology annotation, cellular component: cytosol; ribonucleoprotein complex.
AUGGACAAGCCCACGAACGUGCGCAACAUGUCCGUCAUUGCGCACGUCGAUCACGGCAAGUCCACUCUGACCGACUCCCUCCUGGCCAAGGCCGGUAUCAUCUCCUCCGGCAAGGCAGGAGAGGCUCGGGCGACAGAUACCCGAGCUGAUGAGCAAGAGCGUGGUAUUACCAUCAAGUCUACGGCCAUCUCCCUCUAUGGCACUCUGCCCGACGAGGAGGAUCUCAAGGACAUUGUUGGUCAGGAGUCGAACGGAAAGGACUUCCUUAUCAACCUGAUCGACUCCCCCGGUCACGUUGACUUCUCCUCUGAGGUCACGGCCGCACUCCGUGUCACCGACGGUGCUCUCGUCGUGGUCGACACCGUUGAGGGUGUGUGCGUCCAGACCGAGACUGUGCUUCGGCAGGCCCUCGGUGAGCGCAUCAAGCCCGUCGUUAUCAUCAACAAGGUCGACCGCGCGCUCCUCGAGCUCCAGGUCUCGAAGGAGGACCUCUACCAGUCCUUCUCGCGUACCAUUGAGUCGGUCAACGUCAUUAUCUCGACCUACCUCGACAAGGCUCUUGGUGAUGUCCAGGUCUACCCUGAGAAGGGUACCGUCGCCUUCGGCUCCGGUCUCCACGGCUGGGCUUUCACCAUCCGUCAGUUCGCCAUCCGGUACGCCAAAAAGUUUGGUGUUGACCGGAACAAGAUGAUGGAGCGUCUCUGGGGUGACAACUACUUCAACCCCGCCACCAAGAAGUGGUCCAAAACCGGCACUCACGAGGGCAAGCAGCUUGAGCGUGCCUUCUGCCAGUUCAUCCUGGACCCUAUCUUCAAGAUUUUCGCUGCCGUCAUGAACUUCAAGAAGGAUGAGAUCGCGACUCUCCUCGAGAAGCUCAACCUCAAGCUUGCCGCUGAGGAUCGCGAUAAGGAGGGCAAGCAGCUUCUCAAGGCUGUCAUGCGCACCUUCCUGCCCGCCGCGGACUGCCUGCUGGAGAUGAUGAUUCUCCACCUCCCCUCGCCCGUGACGGCUCAAAAGUACCGUGCCGAGACUCUGUACGAGGGCCCCCCCGAUGAUGAGGCUGCCAUCAGCAUCCGCGACUGCAACCCCAAGGGCCCGCUCAUGCUCUACGUUUCCAAGAUGGUGCCCACCUCGGAUAAGGGUCGUUUCUACGCCUUCGGUCGUGUCUUCUCCGGUACCGUCCGCUCCGGUCUCAAGGUCCGCAUCCAGGGCCCCAACUACACCCCCGGCAAGAAGGAGGACUUGUUCAUCAAGGCCAUCCAGCGUACCGUCCUCAUGAUGGGCGGCAAGGUCGAGCCCAUCGACGACAUGCCGGCCGGUAACAUCGUGGGUCUGGUCGGCAUUGACCAGUUCCUGCUCAAGUCUGGUACGCUCACCACGAGCGAGACUGCCCACAACAUGAAGGUCAUGAAGUUCUCUGUCUCGCCCGUCGUGCAGCGGUCCGUCCAGGUCAAGAACGCUCAGGAUCUGCCGAAGCUCGUCGAAGGUCUCAAGCGUCUGUCCAAGUCGGAUCCUUGCGUCCUCACCAUGACCAACGAGUCCGGCGAGCACGUCGUUGCUGGCGCUGGUGAGCUCCACCUCGAGAUUUGCUUGAAGGAUCUCGAGGAGGACCACGCCGGCGUGCCCCUCAUCAUUUCGGACCCUGUCGUGCAGUACCGUGAGACCAUCAUGAAGGAUGGCUCCGAGUCAGACCCCAGCCGAGAUGCGCUCUCCAAGUCGCCCAACAAGCACAACCGUCUCUACAUGAGGGCUGCAAGGCUCGACGAGGAGCUCUGCAAGGAGAUCGAGGCCGGCAAGAUCGGUCCUCGCGACGAUUUCAAGGCCCGUGCUCGUAUUCUGGCCGACGACUACGGCUGGGACGUUACCGAGGCCCGCAGGAUUUGGGCUUUCGGUCCCGAUACCACCGGUGCCAACCUGCUCGUUGAUGCGACCAGGGCCGUUCAGUACCUCCAGGAAAUCAAGGACUCGGUCGUCUCCGGUUUCCAGUGGGCCACUCGUGAGGGACCCGUCGGCGAGGAGCCCAUGCGCGCGAUCCGGUUCAACCUCUUCGAUGCUACCCUGCACGCCGAUGCUAUCCACCGUGGCGGCGGCCAGAUCAUCCCCACUGCUCGUCGCGUGAUCUACGCGUCGGUGCUGAUGUCGGAGCCGGCCCUUAUGGAGCCAGUCUUCCUGGUCGAAAUCCAGGUGCCCGAGAAUGCCAUGGGUGGUGUCUACAGUGUGCUCAACCGCAGGAGAGGUCAGGUCUUCGCCGAGGAGCAGCGCCCAGGUACCCCAUUGUUCACUGUCAAGGCAUACCUACCUGUCAUGGAGUCUUUCGGCUUCAACGGCGAUCUGCGCCAGGCCACCUCGGGUCAGGCCUUCCCCCAGUCUGUCUUCGACCACUGGCAGCUUCUUCCUGGUGGCGAUCCUCUGGAUAGUUCUACCAAGGUUGGCGCCAUUGUUCAGGAGAUGCGCAAGCGCAAGGGUAUCAAGGUCGAGGUUCCGGGCGUGGAGAACUACUAUGACAAGCUCUGA